UAACAAUGUAUGAUUUCUUUGCAAGAACCCUUCAAAUAUCUGGUUUCAUAUUGUGUUGGUUAAAAUGGGCCAUCUAGUCCAUAAAUCACAUUACCGGGCACAAUGCAUUGGAGUGGGCUGCAGUGCAUCGUGAGAACCAGUGGCGGGUAGUUUACCCUUCUUCACCAGAACUCAUAGGGCCGUUUGCCACUGGCCUCUUGAGGCUGCAGAAUUAGCCCAUAUAUCAAAUACACAUAGUUGUGAAUUGGUAUCAAUAUGGGCACAUAUCCCAAUAUAUAUACUCAGUAAUUUUUGCUGAAUAAAUAAAACAAUUACAGGCUUAUGGAGCUGGAAAAGGUUCCCUGGUCCAGUUUCAGCAAUUUAUAAAUACAAUAUAAUCUUAUCUUGAAAAUUUCUUGAUGUUAUCUGGCCUCUUCUGCAUUUCUAGGGCACAGGUUCCCUUUCUCAUCCCCUAGUCCAUUUCUCUGGUGGUCAGCAUAAAAUGUUAAUGAAAUACAAAGGAAUGUCAGUUCUCAGUUGAAGUUAUCUGUAGCAGAACAGUCAUUCAGUCCUAUCAGGUAAUUUUUAUAAAAGUAAGGUGAGGGCAGGAAGUACAUUUCUGCAUCAGAUUUUCUUGCUACUGUUCACUGUAUGUCACUCUAAAAUCGAAAUUCUCACCCUAAGAACAUUUCCAAAUGAAUUAGUGACAAUUCUUCAGACUAGACAAUGUCACGGAGUGAGAUUCACUUAUUCAGUUGGAAUAAAAUGUAGAUAAUUCAGAGAAUACAAAUUCAUAUUUGCGCACUUACUGUACUGGCGACUGUCAGCUGAAUGAUAUAUAUCAAACUUUCAUUUUCAUUUAGAAACUGUUGUUUCAAUAUGAGCUUCAGCUUUGCUGGCUAAAGCCAUUUCAGUGCCAAAGAUCUUGGAUAGGGUUCUGUGUCCAGUGGUGGUGGACUGAGUCGUUUGACUAAUCCACUGAGAACACAAGAGAACCUGGACAAAAAGUAGGAAAUAGAAGAAGGAUCAGAGUGAAGAGUUGGUGGUUGAGAUCCAAGAGAGGAAAGUCAGCCAGUUCUGGGGGGGGACUGUAGGGGUUCUCUGGUGUGCCUUCCACAUCAGAGUUGGGACCCCAGGAGGCUGCACACUAGGAGAAAUGGUUCAACAGAGACAGGCAACCCUCCCUGCAGGGACAGAGACCCAGCGGUGAAUCAUCUCAGCUUCUGGUUGGAUAAAGCUGUUGGGGGUCCGGGGAUCCUUAACCACCAGGGGAGAAGCAAGAGCCCGUUUUCUUUGGAGGAAGGUGGCAUCAUUAGAAUUUGGGGAUAGCUCCAUAGUUUCUCACAUUGAUGCCCAGAACCAAACAAAAUGACAUUUUCAGGGAAAUUCAGACAUUUAUCCCUUGUCUGGUUUCUUCAUUCUCGCUAUGAAUAAAGAGUACUAGUUUUCCCACUGAACUAUAAAAUUAAGCAAGUAAGGAAACCUUUGGUCGGUACCAUGGAUUGAGUACCUGCUAUGUACUGUGGACUAUACUGGGCACUGGGUAUGAAACGUGAACAAGACAGUGUUGCUGCCUUCCAGAACCUUCCCUGCCUCCAAAACUUUCCCCGGAUUUCCUCCCUCCAGAACCUCCCCUCCCUCCAGAACCUCCCCUCCCUCCAGAAUCUUCCCUGCCUCCUGGAACCUUCCCUGCCUCCAGAACAAUUUCUGUCUUCUGGAACCUUCCUGCCCUCCAGAACCUUCUUUGUCUUUCAGAAUUUUCUCUGCCUUCCAAAACCUUCCCAAACCUUUCAUGCCUUCCCAUAACAUCCCUGCCUUUAAGAACCUUCUUGCCUCCAAAAGACCACAUCAGGACCUUUUCCUGUUCAUUCCCAGUGCUUGUUCUACAGUAAAAAAAAAAAAAAAUGUAAAGUUAAUUUACUUAAUAACUCUAGAGAAUAUUCCGUGCCAUAUACACUGCUCUUGGGUUGGGAAGCUCUUAUCUGUAGAAGAUUUUGGCUGUUUGUUCGAGGAUGGCCUCUGCAGACCAUCUGAGACCUGCGUGAAUGAUGGAGUGUUUGGAAGGUGCCAGAAGGUUCCAGCAGUAGACACACACCGCUAUGAAGUGUCACCGGCGGUUCUGCAGCACCUGGCAGCCACCUUGCAGAAGCUCUCCCGAACAGGCUUCACAUGGCAGGAUGACUACACCCAGCACGUGAUGGCCCAGGAACUCUUGAACCUUCCCUCCCCGCAACAUCUGGACGCCUCCAGCACAGCCAGAACCUCGAAGCAGAGUGUGGAUGAGGACAGGAGGUCCAGUCUGGAGGACGACGGUGGUCUGGCCAGGGCUGUCCAGCGCUACCUGCCAUAUCUGGAGGCCCUGUCCCGGGCUGUUGCCCCAGACGUGCGCCUCCGCACAAAGCACAACAGGCCGUCAGCCCAGGGUGAGGACCCCCUUGCUGACAGCGUGCUGACCUUCAUGGCGCAAACGUCUGCUCUGACCUAUGCUCCUGGCCCUGGGGCAGACUACCCUGGGGGCCGCCCACUGCGGACCCCUGGCAGGCUGCAGCCUGACGAGCUCAGCCCCAAGGUGGAUGGCAACGUCAAUAGGCAGAAACUGAUCGCUGCGCUGGGCGCAUAUGCGGCUCGGAAGCCCCCGGCGCCCCACGGGGAAGGUGACCCGUGGCCACGAAACCCACUGCAUGCACCGUGGAAAACACCAAGGGUCCUUUCGGCGCCGGUGGAACCCCGGAAGUGGCCUUCGCCUCCAGGAGACCCCAAACUGCCCCAGGCCAUGAGCGAUGAAACACUUCUCCAGAGUCUCCUGAAGGACCUGGGAGAGCAGCCGGACCUCGGCGAGGUGGCCCGCGCGAUUGCCUCCGCCAUGCAAGCUGUGGGGGCAGAAGGGGAGCCGCGAGGUGCCGAGAAAGGAGCCACGGGAAAGCCGAGAGAGUCCGACGUUGGCCGGCAGGGUGGAGGCGUGCCAGAUGACAGAGUGCCGGACGGUGGAGGGAGAGCUUACGAAGAGGUCAGUCGUUUGAGCCUCGAACUCGGGGACCGCCUGCCGGACCCUGGGUCCCAACUCUCUCCUGCCGUACCCCCUCUUUCGGAGCCCUUCAAAAUGGAGGCAAAGAAAUCAGAGGCCGCCGAGGCCCCCCCGACUUGGGAGGAGGAGAGCGCCGGGGUGGAGGACGUGAGGAGUCAGACCUACUCCAAGGAGCGGCUGCAGAGGCCGCCUCCCGCAGAGCCCGGCACGGGCGGCUUCGGCGAGUUCCGGCCCUGGGUUCCCCGGCCCUCGCAGGAAGACGCCCACCUCACGGCGGGAGCCCAGGGACGCCCCACGGAAGGCCUGCGGCUGGAGGUCAAGCCUUCCCAGGAGGACCACGGCUACAUUGUGACCGGGACCGACCCCCUGAGCCCAGAAAAGGGGAAGGAGCUGAUGGAGGGCGUGGCGCAACUCCUGGAGGUGCCGAUGAGUGUCUUCGCAGACGUCGUUGUUGUGGGCCCAGCGGUGACCUUCAGACUGAGCGCCAGUGUCCAGAACCUGACGACGGGAGAUGUCGCGCAGGCCGCAGUUGACAACAAGGACAAACUGGAAAAAGCAUCUGGACUGGAGAUUCUUCAGGCGGGAAGCGGGUCGAAAAGCAAACUAAAGCUCCCUCCACGCCGCGCAAAGCAAGGGGACUCGACCCCGUUCAUUGUGCUCACGCUGGUCUCCGUCGUGGCCAUGGUGGGGGUCCUCCUGGCCUCCGGUGCCAUCUACUGCCUCCGCCACACCUCCCGCGCCAGGCUGCAGGACAAGCUGUCGGGACCAGGGGACCACCCGGGCCCGGACGCCACAGCCGCCUACCAGGAGCUGUGCCGGCAGCGCAUGGCCACGCGCACGUCGGAGCGCCCGGAGGGCCCGCACACGACCCGCAUCAACAGCGUCUCGUCCCAGUUCAGCGACGGGCCCAUGCCCAGCCCUUCCGCCCGGAGCAGCACGUCAUCCUGGUCGGAGGAGCCCGUGCAGCCCCACAUGGACAUCUCCACCGGCCACAUGGUCCUGGCCUACAUGGAGGACCACCUGAAGAACAAGAACCGCCUGGAGAAGGAGUGGGAGGCGCUGUGUGCCUACCAGGCGGAGCCCAACAGCUCGCUCGUGGCCCAGAGGGCGGAGAACGCACACAAGAACCGCUCUCCGGCAGUGCUGACCUACGAUCACUCCAGGGUCCUGCUGAGAUCGGAGAACAGCCACAGCAGGUCGGACUACAUCAACGCCAGCCCCAUCAUGGACCAUGACCCCAGGAACCCUGCCUACAUCGCCACCCAGGGACCCCUGCCCGCCACCGUGGCCGACUUCUGGCAGAUGGUGUGGGAGAGCGGCUGCGUGGUCAUCGUCAUGCUGACCUCCCUCUCGGAGAACGGCAUCUGCCAAUGCUGCCACUAUUGGCCAGAUGAAGGCUCCAGCCUCUACCACGUCUACGAGGUGAACCUGGUCUCCGAGCACAUCUGGUGUGAGGACUUCCUCGUGAGAAGCUUCUACCUGAAGAAUCUUCAGACCAACGAGACGCGCACCGUGACCCAGUUCCACUUCCUGAGCUGGUGCGACCGCGGGGUGCCCUCCUCCGCGAGGUCCCUCCUGGAUUUCCGCAGAAAAGUAAACAAGUGCUACAGGGGCCGUUCUUGUCCAAUAAUUGUUCACUGCAGGCAAGUACAAGUUCUCACGUGGAUUACGCGCGCUCGCCACCUCAGAAGGCAGCCACAGCGAGGGGUGCAAGCGGAACUCUCUAUCUGCGUGAUAAGUACAUCUAACUGGCGCUUCUGAAGGGAA
Molecule: messenger RNA, 4771 nt
Organism: Panthera uncia (snow leopard)
Lineage: Eukaryota; Metazoa; Chordata; Mammalia; Carnivora; Felidae
Gene: PTPRN2
Product: protein tyrosine phosphatase receptor type N2
Exons: 20
Coding region: 1772-4765 (997 amino acids)
Biological process (GO): protein dephosphorylation
Cellular component (GO): secretory granule
Molecular function (GO): protein tyrosine phosphatase activity
Source: RefSeq, a predicted model, not a curated record